Molecule: messenger RNA, 3494 nt
Organism: Xyrauchen texanus (razorback sucker)
Lineage: Eukaryota; Metazoa; Chordata; Actinopteri; Cypriniformes; Catostomidae
Gene: ccdc85a
Product: coiled-coil domain containing 85A
Exons: 5
Coding region: 402-1763 (453 amino acids)
Source: RefSeq, a predicted model, not a curated record
CAAUUCAGCCAGUUGAUCAAUUUGAAGGUCUGCUGUCACGCACCCUGCUCACCGUAGCGACCAGCCGUGCGCAUUGCUCCAUGCCUGCGGACAACGUGCACAGGUUCAGCACCGCACUGAGGUGGACAGCAUGCUUACGGACAGACGGAAAGAAUCACAGUCUCUUCCAUAGAGACAGAGGUUCCAUCCGUACAGUAAGUGCAUAACGCGGAGAAGUAUUUGCCGGCUCUCAAGGGCUGCAUCCUUUUCGUCAGAGGGGACAACAUGGGAAGAACAUUGAUCAUUAAAAUGUUAAUCUCAAGCAUUUGAUGAUAACAAGAAGGAUUUCGGAAAAGUGCCAACGAAGGAUUUUAGCGGCUUGUCUGCGAUUUGUUUCAUAGCCCAGGACUUAUAAGUUGCUCAUGAGAAUGGAAAAGCCAAUGCAGCCUCAGUCAACCAUGUCCAAGAGCGCAGAAGGUCCGUCAGAGGACCUCCCCAAACUUACGGAUGAGGAGCUUCUGAAAUGGAGCAAGGAUGAGCUGGUGCGCCGGCUGCGCAAAGCCGAAGCCGAGAAGAUGAGCGUGAUAGUGGACCACAGCAAUCUCAUCCGAGAGGUGAACCGCAGGUUUCAGCAGCACCUGAACGAGAUACGUGGUUUGAAGGAGGUGAAUCAGAAGCUCCAGGAGGACAACCAGGAGCUACGAGAUCUCUGCUGCUUUCUGGAUGACGAUCGGCAAAAAGGGAAGAAGGUGUCGAGGGAGUGGCAGCGCCUGGGCCGGUAUAGUGCAGGAAUCAUGCGUAAGGAAGUGACAUUGUACCUGCAGAAGCUGAAAGAGCUGGAACAGAGGCAGGAGGAAGUGGUGAGGGAGAACCUUGAACUGAGAGAGCUGUGUCUCAUGUUGGAUGAAGAGAAGGGCUUAUCCACUGGUGGGUCAGCAGGCAAUGGGGGACCAGCCGGCUGCAGGAAUUCAAUUGAUAGCCAGAGCAGCCUGUCUCAUGCCAGUGGACCUGGGCCUGGACUACUGAGGGAUGUAGGUGAUGGGAGCAGUACCUCCAGCGCGGGCAGCACCAACAGUCCUGACCAUCUCACACAUAAACAGCAGCUGUUGGGUGGCCCAGCUGGAGGCAGUCCUGACCACCUAUAUAAGCCAGGCACAGGGGAGGAGGCAUUACGUUCCGAGCACACAGGCCGCAGGCAUAGCACCAGCCAGGAGUAUGCUGCACAUACCUUUCCCCAGGUAUGCAGGUCUCGCUGCGGGUCUUUCUCCAGUCCGGACCAUAAAGGCCUACGGGGGCUCAGUCCAGAGAAACUUGUCAACAGCCUGUCUAGGGGCAGCACAGAGCAGUUCUCAAAACACUUGCUGGUGUCCUCUCAACCUCCCAGCAGCCCCAACCUUUUGCAGAAGCACAGGGUGAGCAUGGGUAGUGUGUGUGGGAGUCCAGAGCCCAAACAAAUUCUAUCAGGGAUGCCAGAACACCUACAGAAAGGUCGUAUCAUAUCUGGGAGCCCUGAGAUGUUAAGGCAUCAGUAUGGCGGCAGCCACGAACACAGCAAGUUUGGCAGCCCGGGCCGAGAUGUAGCACAGAAGAGGACAGGGGGAGAGGAGAUGUCGCCUCAUCACCGGAGCAUCUAUACCGCUCUGAUAUCAGCUGGCUGUUGCACCAGCUCCUGUAGAAGUGUCAAGCUUUGGGACAGAAAACACACGCUGAUUGUUACUGAUCAUCCAUUUAAAGCAACAGCCGACAUCUCACACAACUCACGUGAAAGUUUUGAUGCCUCCUGACCAUUGCCUUGACUGGAUCCAGCGUUGGGACCCAGGCCAUGAAAAAGGAUCCCUGUGCUUUCAUGUCACCUGCAGUGACGAAGAGAUGGAAGGAGAGGAUAAAAAUAAAAUUAUUUAAGGACUAAACACUCUGUAGCAGCCAGCCUCUACCAUUGCCCCAUCAUGGUGAUUCCUGGUCUACUAAUACAACUUACAGCCCUGCACAACAAAGGCCUGAAAAAGGGAUUCCUUAGGAGUCAAACAGCUGGAAAUAACAAGAUUGCCAAAAGGAUUUCUCAAACGGGAGAGUUAAUUAUCUCUCUUUUGCCAACAAAAUAGACCUACCUCCAGAAAAAAUAAUUAUUAUUAUUUCGGACUGAGAGGCUAUUUUUGUUUACAGUUGCCAAAACACAGACGCAGUCAUCUGACAAAACCUUUGCACACAUAGGCAGACAUGUUUUAUCAGACUGGUCUAAUGGCUCUGAGAAUAAGGGCAACAUUUCUUAAGCUGUGUGUAGGUAAGAGCAAUACUGAGUGUCAGUGGCUUGCAAGUUUAAUUAGACAUUCUAAAUAUUAGCUGAAAUUUCAAUGAGAAUGACAUAUCGAUCACUGCCUGGCUUUCAUUUAUGGCAUAGUUCACCCAAAAAUGUAACUUUUUUACUCACCCUUAUGUUGUUACAAACAGUUUUCUUGUGUGAAUUUAUCUAGCAAAAUGUGUAAGGCGCUCUUCUCCAUACAAUGUUUGUGCAACAUAAGGGUAAUAAAAUUCAAGUUCUGUAAUCAUUUACUCAAAUGAUUACAGAACUUGAAUUUUGGGUCAGCUAUCCCUUAAUGAGCUGUUUGAGGACCUAUAUAUUCUGUGUUGUCUACCGUAUGUCAAUUUAACUUUUGAGAUGUCUAUAGUAAUUUAAAACUCUGCACUGGAACAGUAGGCGCACCAAAACACCUCUCCUGUCUCUCAAUAUCCCAUAACUGAUGUUUUUGAAGACACAGAGUGUUUCGUUGUGAAAGAAGCACAUAGAACGCUGCUGCUAUGAGCAAGACUUGUGUAGCCAGACGCAUAAGGCUUCCUUUGUGUCGAGUCCUCUUACUCCCCUUGCUGCCAAAAUCAAGCAUCCAAAUCACAAAGCUACAGUAUAUGGAAGCUUCCCAAAUCCUGACCAUUUCCAUACUUUGUGAAAUUGCCAAACCCAUUUAAUGGUUUACCAAUAAAAUGGGAUUUUGUUCUGCAUCUGUCUGUGGAUUCAAAAGGAAGGGUGGUCUUAUGGCUCUGUUAGAAAACCUUAUCUGUCUGGUUUUAAUAGAAAACACAUUCUCUGUUAAUUGACAAACAAAAUCACAGACUUGUCCACAUACAUCUUCCUUCUCUCCCACUGGUCAACAUAGACCACCAUCUUUUCAGGAUGUAUUCGACUGAACAUCUUCUGGCUGACCAUACAAAUCAUACACACAUUUGUUCUCUGUAUUGUUGUGUUUCAAUUAACCAAAUUUUAUACUUAUAUUUUUGCCCUCACUGAACAUUACUGACUUUUCCAAAGCCAACAUCACACACCUUGUAAACCAUUAAUCCUUCUGUAUAAAUACAGCAAAAGCAACUUGAUAAGUUCAUUAACCUGUGAUCUUUUUUAUUUUUGUUGACAGAUUAUGAGACAGAACAAAUAUUAAUAUAUAUACAUCUUUUAUGUAUUUAAAAAGUAAAGAGUAGUUUAAGGCUUAGUUUUUUACAUAUGAUAACUAUAAUUAUUAUUUUUG